AUGCAUCGUCUAUUCAACCACAAAAAAGGAAACUCCAUAUCCACCACAACUCCUUCCUCCACCGCGGUCCCCUCCUCAGCGAAGAGUACACCCGCGCAUGGCUCCGGUCACCGUCGCAACCACAGCGCGGCACCCGUCGCCGCUCCCUACAUCCCGCUCCCCAAGCCCACUAUGAUCAAGCCCACCGGCAUGUUCAAGCCCGCUCCGGCGCCCGUCCCCAUCCCGGAUCCCGCUAUACGAGAGACGUACGCGAACAACGAGCUCACCAAGCCGUUCUUCGCUACGCUCGAGGAUGGGUAUCUCGACGAUGUUCCAGACACUGUCCCCGUCAACAUUGCCCCGCGCCAUUUGAUCGAACGUGACGCGCUAGGCCGUCGUAAAGAACCCCCCGUGAUGUCUGGGACUGUCCGACCCUCCCAACGCACUCAGGGCGCCGCCCAUCCCGCGCGUUUCUCGGCUACCGUCUCUGGCCAAGCCGCCCAGGAUACCAAAACCCCUCCCAGCUCUCGUCCUAAGCACCGCGCCCACCUAUCCGACUCUGCUAUCCAACUCCUCUCGCCACGCUCUCGUGCCGACAGUCCACUCCCGCACGACAUUGCCGGCAAACCGCGGACCAUCCGCAAGACCGGUGCGCUCGAUGGGCCCCUGCCAAAGACGGUCGAGCCAGUCGGCCCGCCGCGCGAGAGUGUGUACCUGGAUGAUGUGCACGGAAGGUGGCUGUCCUCGUAUGCGGUCGAUCCCCUGCGGCCCCAUCUCAUGAUCAAAGUCCUCAACGCCGCCGAGCUGGAUGUCUUCAAGCGCGUGUACAAGGCCGGCAGAGUCAAAUUGGGUCCCGGCCGUAACUUCUGGAUUCGCCUAUGGAAUGAAGAACCCACUAGCUAUAUGCCCCGGCCUCUGAACCCACAUGUUUUCGUCCCGUCGGAGGUCAGAGAGGCAAUCGAGGAGCUCGUGAAGGAGGGGGAGGAGAAGGAAAAAGCCCGCCGGCGCGUCACGCGUCCACCGCCUGGAUCUAUCAUUGACGAUGACCUCUACAUCAACACCAAUCUCAGACAGGUCUACAAGCCGUCGGCGUCUGCCGCUGUGAAGCGCGUCGCUCGCGGAAAGGCCCUUCCUCCCAUUCCGAAGCCUCCUCCGCCCAAAGACCCGAACGCGUGGGUACCUCCUCCUCCGUCCAGAGGUCCCGGCCCCUGCCGCAAGCCUGGUAUGUUCUCAACGGGCAAGUAUCGUGAAAGCGGCUGGAAGGUGCCUGCUCAUAUCGACUACGGCUACGAUUGGCUUCCUCUUCACCUUCAUGAUAUGACGUCCGAAGAACUCGACGUUCUGUACGACAUCCUUCGCGACAAGAUUCUCUAUGACUGUACAUGCUGGAAGUCAAGGGAAGAACGCAUCCCAAGCCGGAUGCCGGGUGGCACCGUCCGUACUAUUUACAAUAACACGCUGCGGAACACUAUUAACCAGAACCUGGGCAUCUCCAUGCGCCACGCUCAGCGUCUCGCUCUCGAGAAGGUCCUCGCCGGCAUCCAGGAUCUGCCGUACGAUAAAUUGGAUGGGCCCUACGUGCAGGAGUACGAGUUCAAAGACAUCUACAAGGAGGUGCUGGUCAGCAUCGAAGAGAGGGAGGAGAAAAGGCAAAAGGAAGUCAGGAGGGGGAAUGUGGCGAGGACGGCCGUCGCUGUGCCGCCUGGCGCGAAACCGCCUGCCGACUACGCGUCUCGUCCGCUAUCCCAUUUCUGA
Molecule: messenger RNA, 1734 nt
Organism: Peniophora sp. CBMAI 1063
Lineage: Eukaryota; Fungi; Basidiomycota; Agaricomycetes; Russulales; Peniophoraceae
Source: the annotation of a GenBank genome assembly